Messenger RNA from Bombyx mori (domestic silkworm), 854 nucleotides. It is a transcript of the gene EMRE, whose product is annotated as essential MCU regulator, mitochondrial. Gene Ontology annotation, biological process: calcium import into the mitochondrion; mitochondrial calcium ion homeostasis. The coding region runs from base 144 to 410 and encodes 88 amino acids. Gene Ontology annotation, cellular component: mitochondrial inner membrane; uniplex complex. The transcript is spliced from 2 exons. The record is from RefSeq and is a predicted model, not a curated record. NCBI's taxonomy places the organism in Eukaryota, Metazoa, Arthropoda, Insecta, Lepidoptera, Bombycidae.
CAGUCUAAUGAAGGUCUUGUCUAUGGUUGACUGUUGAAAAUUUGGAUAAAAAUAAAUUACAUUAAAAAUUCUAUUUUUUCACCAUUUCUAACGUAGCCUGAGUGCGAUUACGAAGAGAAGAGGAAAAACGUGAUUUUUUAGAAAUGGCGAUUUUUAGACUAACUCGUCUUGUGGCACAGUCCAAGACUUUAACGAAACACGAACCGAUUAUACAUCUAAGAACUGCAACUACUACUCCAACUGGUGCUAUUUUACCCGAACCACAAAAACAACCUUUUGGUUUGCUGUGUGUUGUUUUUGCUGUCGUACCGGGCUUACUAAUCGGAGCUGCUAUUAGUAAAAACAUAGCAAAUUUCCUUGAAGAAAAUGAACUCUUUGUACCAUCGGACGAUGACGAUGAUGACGACUAAUUUCAUAACUGUUUAAAUAAUGCUUGAAAUUGAUUUGGGCAAAAACAAAUGUUAUUGUUAAUGUCAUUAAGAGUUUUCAUUGACAUAUUGUUUUAACACUUACCAUUUAUUGAACAGUAAUGCACUUAAAAAAGCUUACUACUUUUUGUCAAUUCUAUUUCACAAUUUCAAAUAAAAACAAGAUAGUAAUAAUACCAACCUUCUUUAGCUUUACUUUAAAAUAAAACAGUAUGUGAAGUCAGUGAAUACAUUUAUUUUUAAAAAGUUGUGUAUUUAACAUAAAUGCAAUAUUAUAAAAAGAUGUCUUUACAAGGGAGUAACAAAAAGUCAAUCAUCUAUUCUAGUCAAAAGUUACUCUUUCCAAUAAAUAACUUGUAAUCUCAUUACUCUUGUGUAUUAUUAUUAAGAAAAAAUCUGAAUAAAAUAAUGUUCAUUAAAAUGGCA